AAUUUACCGCCCGUUUGCAACCAUGACAAAAGCUCACAUAUAUAAAAGCAAUUGGCAGCUCCAUUUUACAAUCGGUUAAAGCGGUUGCCAUACGUCAAAAGUGUCAUCUCUAAUAAUUGGACAUUUGGACUUUGUUUAUUAUCUUUUCAUUUUUUUUUUUUGGUUUAUUAUCGCUUUCCUACUCGAAAUUAAAUAGUAUUUUGGACCAUAAUUAUUGCGACCAUGUCGUCGUUACGUCCUUUGGUUGAAGGCGAUUGCGGUGGGGUUAAUCCCCUUAUGCAGCUAGGCGGCCAAUUCACUAGAGAUGUGGCCCACAAGGAUGAGGGAUUCGUUCAAAGACAAUUUGAACGCGGCAUGCGACCCGAGGAUCAGCUGAUCAAUGAAUUUCUCGGUCAAGUUGCCGCACCGGCCCAAUCAUUUCAAAUGGACACGUUGCUACAAGAGAUGCGAGACAUUAAUAUCCAUAGCCAUGGGGGACUUCAACAGCAGCAGCAGCAGCAGCAGCUGCAGUUGCAGCAUCAACAACAAGCAGCCCAAUGGAGUCAAGACUUUGCCCAAGGCAUGGCUCCACCUGUUUUGUCCAAUAAAAUAAUUAAUAUGCAGCCCCAACACCAACAGAUGCAACAUGUCCAGGAGUUCUUUGAUGAUGGUCCAUUGAUAAGAGUUGAGAACUUUGCGAUGAGGCCACAACCUGGACACUAUCUACCCCCCAUGCAGCAGCAACAGGAUAAUCAAUUUUUCGAUCCAAAUAUGGAAACAAUUAGCACAGAUAAUUUGCCGCGUGCUCCACAGGGAGAGUCUCUAGAGGAUUGGAUAACAGACUAUCAACGCUCCACAGAACAAAAAGAACAGGCCUCGGCCAAUUUCAAUGAGAAAUUUUGGCAACGCUUGCAAGACGAAUGGCAAAAGCUAGCCGAGGAAAAUGAACAUCCUUGGCUAUCGGAAUACAAUGAGAAUCUGGACAACUACAAGGAGUAUGAGUUUGCCGAGGAGAAUCCCAUGUCGGAGCUGGAUAAUGCCUUUGAGAAGGGCAAAGAGUAUCUGACCAAGGGUGACAUUCCCAGUGCUGUUCUCUGUUUUGAGGUGGCAGCCAAAAAGGAGCCAGAACGUGCAGAAAUCUGGGAAUUAUUAGGCAUAUCGCAGGCGGAAAACGAAAUGGAUCCACAGAGUAUAGCAGCACUGAAGCGCGCCUUGGAACUACAGCCGGAUAAUCGACGGGUGAUUAUGGCCCUGGCUGUGUGCUAUACAAACGAAGGAUUACAAUAUAAUGCCGUUAAAAUGCUUUCCAAUUGGUUGGAGGUUCAUCCAGCGUACACCCAAUUACUUCAAUCACAUCCAGACCUAAAGAGCGAUGGCGCCUAUUUGGCCUCGUCGUUGAUAGGGCCAAAAAAAUUGCAAGAUUUGCAACAGGUCUACUUGGAGGCAGUGCGACUACGUUUACCCGAAGUGGAUCCCGAUGUUCAAGAGGCUUUGGGCGUUCUCUAUAAUCUAUCCGGGGAAUUUGACAAGGCGGUGGAUUGCUAUCAGGCGGCUCUUCAAGUGGAUCCUCAAAAUGCUAAGGUCUGGAAUCGUUUGGGAGCUAGCCUGGCGAAUGGUUCACGUUCCGUGGAGGCUGUCGAGGCAUAUCAACAGGCUCUCCAGCUUCAGCCGGGCUUCAUACGUGUGCGCUAUAAUGUUGGUGUUUGCUGUAUGAAUCUGAAGGCCUACAAGGAGGCAGUGGAGCAUCUACUGACUGCAUUAACCAUGCAGGCUCAUACAAACGCUGUGCGUGAACUGCCCAAUGUGGCCGCCGGUGGGGGUCCAUCGCUUAGUGGUAAUCAAAAUCAAAUGUCCGAUUCCAUAUGGAGCACUGUUAAGAUGGUUAUCUCACUGAUGGGUCGCAGUGAUCUCCAGGUACAUGUCAGUGAUCGAAAUUUGCAGGCCCUCAAUGAGGCAUUUAAGGAUUAGAUUAAGCAAAAAGGUUUGUCGCAGUUUUGGGAUCUUUUUAAAAAAAAAAAAAUAAUAAAGAGAAAAUUUCAAUUUUUUGUUAAAUUUAGUUGUGAUAUAUUCUCUAUUAUUUCUUUUACUACGGCAUUGGUCCUAGUCUUUUGUAGUCAAUCUUCUCCAGCUGCACCAGCGGUUUCAACUGUUC
Drosophila willistoni is the source of this 2131-nucleotide messenger RNA. It is a transcript of the gene Pex5, whose product is annotated as peroxisomal targeting signal 1 receptor. Gene Ontology annotation, molecular function: protein binding. The coding region runs from base 223 to 1947 and encodes 574 amino acids. Lineage: Eukaryota; Metazoa; Arthropoda; Insecta; Diptera; Drosophilidae. Gene Ontology annotation, cellular component: cytosol; peroxisomal membrane. Gene Ontology annotation, biological process: protein import into peroxisome matrix, docking. The transcript has a single exon. The record is from RefSeq and is a predicted model, not a curated record.